GAAGCUUUUGCAUUCCGCAAGGCUCCGAGCCCCUCGCUCCGGGGGACUGACUGCCCGAUGACGCAGCUUCUCCAAUAAUUUUCGGGCUUCAACAACAACUUACCGCAAUUGACUCAGCUUCGGUUCGUGGGGAAUAGAAACCGGUGCCUUGCGAUCUUUCGAAUACGUUAAGAGCCUCUUGACAAGCACGACUUACCUCUGACUACUCCUUCGCCUUCCCUGCCGUGCCGCCGAUCUCUGACCCAACCUCCGAAACACCUACCAAGCGACUUGCACCUACACAGGCAUCUUUUGAACAUUUCAGAAGAGAGGAGAGGAAAACAGGACAAGAUGUCUCCCCCAGCGAUCAUCGCACCCUCCAUACUGAGCGCCGACUUCGCCGCGCUAGGAGGAGCAUGUUCGAAAACAAUGGAAGAUGGUGCCGAUUGGCUUCAUGUUGAUAUUGUAUGCUACCCAAAGCCAGGAGAGGAGAAUGAGACGGCAUCAUACAACCUGAGCAGAGAGAUUGAUAUUCGAGUGAUAUACUGACAACAUUUGGCCAUAGAUGGACGGACACUUUGUGCCGAAUAUCACUUUUGGAGCGCCUGUCGUUUCGAAGAUACGGUCCCAUGUCGAACGGCCGAAGAGCGGAGGUGGAAGGGGCACAUUUGAUUGCCAUAUGAUGAUAUCAGAGCCUCAUCGAUGGGCUUCGACCUUCCGCGACGCCGGCUGCGACUUAUAUUGCUUCCACUAUGAAGCAGCUGUGACGUCUGUUGCUGCCACCGAACCUGCCGACCGAACCACGACCCGGCCAACCUCACCAAAAGAAUUGAUAAAAUAUAUCCACGACCUGGGCAUGCAAGCUGGUAUUGCCAUCAAGCCCGAGACGAGUGUCGAUGUACUUUGGGGUAUUCUGGAGAACGAAAACGCAGCGGAGCGGCCCGAUAUGGUACUAGUUAUGACUGUCCACCCUGGGUUCGGAGGUCAGAAGUUCAUGGCCAGCGAGCUACCGAAAGUGACGGCCCUGCGGAAGAAAUAUCCUGACAUGAACAUUGAGGUUGAUGGUGGAUUGGGUGAGUCCACAAUCGACCAGGCAGCAGAGGCGGGUGCCAAUGUUAUUGUCGCUGGCAGUGCUGUGUUUGGAGCGAAGGAUCCGGGUCAGGUCAUCAAGGUCCUGAGGGAUGCGGUAGAGAAAAGGAGAGGUGGGAAAUUAUAACCCAAACGAUGAGGAAGUGUUCGUCUUGAGGAGAGACGGCGGCUAGAAUGUCACGACGAGAAGGACAUUGCGCACCCGUAAAAGAGAGCAGCGGGAUGUGUAAAGAGUGGAACCGACUCGAUGACACAGUAGGUAGAGAGAUAGAACCCAAUCGAGUCCUACUGGAAGGCAGUAAAGGUAUGAAGCAGGAAAAUACGCUACAUGGUCACCACAAA
This is a messenger RNA of Exophiala xenobiotica, 1410 nucleotides long. RefSeq names its product ribulose-phosphate 3-epimerase, variant. The coding region runs from base 545 to 1195 and encodes 216 amino acids. The record is from RefSeq and is a predicted model, not a curated record. Gene Ontology annotation, molecular function: D-ribulose-phosphate 3-epimerase activity; metal ion binding. Lineage: Eukaryota; Fungi; Ascomycota; Eurotiomycetes; Chaetothyriales; Herpotrichiellaceae. Gene Ontology annotation, biological process: carbohydrate metabolic process; pentose-phosphate shunt; pentose-phosphate shunt, non-oxidative branch. Gene Ontology annotation, cellular component: cytosol. The transcript has 3 exons.